Molecule: messenger RNA, 626 nt
Organism: Musa acuminata AAA Group (dessert banana)
Lineage: Eukaryota; Viridiplantae; Streptophyta; Magnoliopsida; Zingiberales; Musaceae
Exons: 4
Coding region: 109-354 (81 amino acids)
Source: RefSeq, a predicted model, not a curated record
CUCAAUCCCCAACUUCGCGUCUCAACUUCCGUCGAUUUUGACCUAUUUCAUACCUCAGAGCACUCGACAGGAAACACCUGCGAAGCGGAAUCGAGAGGAGUGCGGAAGAUGGUGUGCUUGGCGUGCUUGUUGCCCCUCUUCUUGAUUCCGGUGGUCAAUGCUUUGCCUUUGCUCUUCGACGUCAUUGUCGGUAAAAUUUAUCAUCUUUUUGGAUGGGAAUACAGAAAGCCUGAAAGGGUGCCACCUGCUUGUCCUUACAAGCCUGCAUCCAAGAAAAAUGGAGAUCUAAAUGAGACAGAGAAUCAAGUGGAACCACCAAAGUCUGCCGCAGAAUCAAGUGACAAAAAAGACUAAAGUUGCAGCAAACUGACUUUUCUCGACACGGUGCCAAUUUUAAAGCUGUAGAAACAUAUUUAUCUGCAAUUUGUUGUUCCAACUGAUUCACGUUACCAACUAGCUGAAAUAAAUCUGUGGACUUGUUCUGAAACAUCUUUUGAAUGUGAUGAAGACAUGAUGUAAAUUGUCUUCAGGAGAACAACUUAUGUUACUCGGUAGAACAGUAAUAUCAUUCAUGAUGUAAAUAUCAACUAGAACGGAGGUGGACAAGAAAUGAACCCUUGUGGGUC